This is a messenger RNA of Doryrhamphus excisus (bluestripe pipefish), 2762 nucleotides long. The record is from RefSeq and is a predicted model, not a curated record. NCBI's taxonomy places the organism in Eukaryota, Metazoa, Chordata, Actinopteri, Syngnathiformes, Syngnathidae.
ACCACAGGUUGGUAGGCGCCGUCUUCCUUCUGCUCCAUCUCGCUGCAGAUCCCCACGAUCUCUGUGAUCAUGUUGAGGAUGGCGUCCGUCGUGCUGCUCAGGCCUUCCUCUGGCUCAGACAGGAAGCUGGUACUGCAGGCGAUGGACGGCGAGAGUGAGUCAGAGUCGCUGAAGUCGGAGAAGAAAUCCGAGUCAGAGGCCUCAGUUCCCGGGGAAACAACUGGCGAGGCAGAGUGUGUUAGUGUUAUGUAACAGAACCAUGAUGUGAACGAUGAAGAUGCCGCGACUGCUCUCACCUGCCAGGUCCGACUCAACACUGUCCGCCCAGGUGCUGCACGCGUCCUCCAAAUCGGACAGGAAGGUGAGGUGGUGCUCGGCAAGCAUGACGGGAAUUCCACUUAAAGGUCUUCGGGUAGGAUUCUUCAGCCGGGCUCCGUUGAUCCGCUCGCUGAUGGUGAGGAUGCCGAGCUCCUCCACUCACCGGCCGUUUUAUACUCUCGGUCUCCUUGGCAACGCGAGCGCCUCUUCAUUGGUGAAGAGCGGUGUGAGGGAUUCCCCCCACCAUACGCGUUGAGGAUGCCCAAACAUGGCCGACUUCCUGUGGUGACAGCGGGCAUCCCCGCGCCAUAAAAGGAGCGGUGGGCUUUCCUCACUGCAGCAGUGCAUGUGACCCCCACUGCGGAUACAUACACUAUGUGUGUGUGUGUGUGUGUGUGAAACCCGUUGCCAUGCCAACGCCUGUUAGGAUGAACAUGUGCAUCAUGUCCGCGCACUGGACUCCACUGUCUGCGAUGCAGUGCUGCAGAGAUGUUGUUUCCAUAGUGACAUACCAGAACGUCCAACAUGUCCAAAAUGUCAAACGUGUUGCCAUGGCGACUCUAUGACUUGCCCAAUCAUCGACACCAUCUGUGGCUUUCUUAAGGUUGCCGUGACAACCUGAUAACGGCGAGGUCAGCUGACGCUGAUAAACACACACACGCCGGCAACAACAACAACAUGGACAUGACCUCUGACAAGGUCACUCCAGGCGUCAGACUUUAAAAGCCGAGCUGCGACGCCAACAUCCCAUCAUCGUAGUCAUGUUGUCCUCCAUAUUGGUCGGGAGUGUCUCUCCACUCCUUCUUGUGCUGCUCGUCGUCGCUACCAUCACCACCGUGGUUCUGCUGGUGCCCGCUGGCAGGACGACCAUCCCUGGCCUGCCACGCCUCCCCAUCCUGGGCAGCCUCCCCUGGAUAGGAGGCACCACGGCCCCACACCUACUCUUUAUGCAAUUGGGCCACAGGUAUGGGCCGUUGUUUGAGCUCUACCUUGGGCCGCACCGCACAGUGGUGGUCAACUCGCACGUCCACGCCAAAGAAGUUCUGGUGCAGCGAGGACGAGACUUUGCGGGCCGUCCCAGAAUGGUGAACGCACUUCCUGUUUGCCACAUUUUAUUCAUUUUCAAGCGCCAUUUUCAAGCUAAGUGUGGGAGCAUGUCUCCGCAGGUGACCACGGACAUAUUGACCAGAGGUGGCAAAGACAUCGCCUUCGCUGACUACUCUUUGCUUUGGAAGCUUCACCGACGUUUAGUCCACAAUUCCUUGGCUCUGUUUGGAGAAGGAAGCGGUCGCCUGCAGGAGAUCGUUAUGUCUGAGGUGGAAAGUCUGUGCGCGGUAUUGUUGUCUUAUGGUGGGCGUGGCUUCGACCCAUCGGCUGCGGUGACCACGGCCAUCACCAACGUGGUGUGCACGCUAGUGUUCAGUACCACCUAUCGCCACGGCGACCCUGAGCUGCAGGAGGUGAUUCGUUACAAUGACGGCAUCGUGCGCACUAUUGCCAGGGGAGGACUAGCGGACAUCUUUUCCUGGAUGAAGAUGUUCCCCAACUCGUCGCUGAGGGAGUUGGAGGCGUGUGUUGCCAUGCGAGACUGUCUUCUGGUGCGAAAACUGCGGGAACACAAGGCGGCGCUGAAUGACGGUGAGCCUCGAGACCUCCUGGAUGCCUUGCUGAAGGGUCAAAGUUCACCCGGCCCAAAUGGGGAAGCGAUCACGGAUGACCACGUGUUAAUGACGGCGGCAGAGGCCUUCGGCGCCGGUGUGGAGACUACAUCCACCACCCUGUUGUGGAUCCUGGCGUACCUGCUGCACCACCCUGAGGUCCAGGAGCGUGUGCAGAAAGAGCUGGAUGAGCAGGUGGGAGGCGAGCGGCCAGUGUGUGCGAUGGACCGUGGUCGGCUGCCAUAUUUGGACAGCAUCAUCAACGAGGGAAUGCGGAUCCGGCCUGUAAGCCCAGUGCUGAUACCACACAGUGCCAUGACGGAGAGCAGCAUCGGCGGGCACACUAUCCAUCGUGGGACACGCGUGUUGGUCAACAUGUGGUCCAUCCAUCACGACCCGCAGUUCUGGCACCGACCCGACUUAUUCGAUCCAGAUCGUUUCCUUGACAACCAGGGCCGACGGGUCACACCUUCCUGUUUCCUGCCAUUUGGGGCGGGACCUCGUGUCUGUGUGGGUGAACCAUUGGCCAGGCUGGAGCUGUUCCUCUUCCUGUCCUCGAUGCUCCAGCGAAUGAGCUUCACGCUUCCGCACGGGGCUUCCCCUCCCAACCUGCAGGGACGUCUGGGCGUAGUCUUGCAACCGCUACCUUAUAAGGUCGUUGUCAGGCCCAGGAAGGGCUGGGAAGUUUGCAGUGAUGCUAACUAAGCCAGAGAAGACUCUUGUGAUGAGAUGAAGGAACCUACACUUCAAGCUAACCACACGCUAAUGUUCUGACAGCCAUCAAUA